UGCACCAAUGUGUGCAAAUUGGAAAUUUGCCUGCAGAGGCCAGAAGAGGGCAUCAAUCUCCUGGAACAGGACUUAGGGACAGUUGCCAGCCACCUUGGGGAUGCUGGGAACCAAACCAGGUCCUCUGCAAGAGCAGCCAGUGCUCUUAACUGAUGAACCAACUGCUGAGCCUAUUUCAAAAAAGUAAUUUUGAUAUAGUCUUGCCAUGUAUCACUGACUGGGGCUGCUACUUGGUGGUGUACCCCGGGCUGACCUGGGACUAAUACCUAACCCUCCUGCCUCUGGCACAUGGCCUCUGUCACUGUGGCUAACCCGAGUCUCUUUUGUAAAAUAUAAAACUAUUUGGAGUACUGUUAGAACUAAAAAGAUAAUGCACUGCGUGGUAUAUGCACUCAACAGCUCCCUCCUGCUGAUGUGUUCAUAGAACAGUGCGAUAGAAAUUCACUAUCUGGCAUCGCUGGUUUUCUUAGCUUUGGUGCCUAUUAAACCUGGUAUUUCCAAUGAAACAGUUGCAUAUAUAUAAAAAAAGAUAAUGCACAAAAUAGCCUCAUCAGUUGAAGGCAGAUGUUAUUCCUGUUCAAUUCUGAGAUGAGGGCAUCAGAUUUUUGUUUAUUUUUUCUUUGUUUUGUUUUGGGAUAGAGUCAUACUACGUAGUCCUCACUGGCCUAGAACUCACUAUGUAGACCAGGCUGGCCUUGAAUUCACAAAGAUCCAUCUACCUCUGGGAUUAAAAAUGUGGACCACCACACCCAGCAGAAAUCAGAUUCUUAAGGGAGUUCUUAACGUGGGAAGUUUGCAAACCAGUGAUAGAGGUGUAUGGGAAAUAGUGGAAAAACAGUGCUAGAAAAGUGAACUGCCAUGAGAACCAGGAGGCCCAGGCUACACUGAUAAUUCGUUUCAUUUCACCGGAUGAUCAGCGAAAAACAGAAACAAAUAACCCUCCAAGGCCCAAAAGAUAGUUCCAGUGGACAGUGGCAAGACGGCCGGGAGCCUCCCAGCCGACUACAUCUCCCAUGGUGCUUUGCGCCCCAGACAGCUUCUCUACGCCUGCACGUGAGCCUGCCCGCCCCUCCAUCCUCUAGUUACUGUCUCUCGCGAGAAAACGGGCCACGCCGGCUAUAGCGAUAGCGAGCCUUGGUGGUUGUGGUGGUGGUGGUGGUGGUGGCGGCCAAGACGGCGGCGGCCAUUUUGGUGAGGCCUCGGGAGUGGCGGUGGCGGGUCGCUUGGAGUAGUCUCCUCUUUCUCCAACCCACUGAUCGCACCUCCGUAGCGUGACUGGAAGCAGCAGACGUACAGGGGUGGCUGUAGCCGCAGCCCCCAAGGGAAUUUAAGGUCGUGAAGUCGGCGGGCGAGAGGGGGCCCUCCCCCCUCCUCGGCGGGAGGGGGGUGGUGAGCACGCCCCCGAGGACGCAGGUAAGGAGAGGAAGACAAGAUGGCGGAGGCUCUUCAGUUCCCCCCUCCCCUGACGGGUGGCUGCGCGCGCAUCUGUACUGUCGCCUCCUUCCCACCUUCCCGGGGUGUUGCGCGCGCACCUUCAGCCGGGGCCCUGAGGCCGGUGAGCGAGGCUGUCUGCGCGAGCCCAUAGGGACCAUAGGGGGGGUCAGGCCGGGUGGCAGCGGAUCCCGGCGCGUCUCCUCGCCCCCUCCUGCCCUUCUGCGCACGCGUGCCUGAGUGAGCGAGCCCUGAGAGGACGGACUCAGGUGCACUUCUGCCCACCAGCCAGCCGGUCUCCCUGCGGGAGAGGGAAGAGGAAGGGGGGCGUGGGACGAGCAGUCGGGUCGCGUGCCCACCACAUCCACUCAGGAGACUGGAGCUGGCGGCGGCGGCGACCCUUCCUUCCGCGGCCUUUUGCGGUGUGAUUUCUCUCAUUACGGCAGCACCGUGGAAGUGCAGACUUUCACAGGGGGUGUGGUCUCAGCUCACACAGGUGCUCCAGAGGCUGGUGGACCUGAGCGGAGGCUGGGACGCCCUGGUGGGCCCCGGGCCCUGGAAGGCAGGUCCCGGUGGCUGGUGGCCCAGAAUGAGGCCAGCUCCCAGCAUGCCCUGCAGCCGGACACCAGCCCCUCGGCCUGCAGCAGCGGUGAUAACUCAGUCAUUCUUCAGGCAUCCAACAAGGAGCCUGGGAGUGGGACCAUGCAGAGCAGCCCCUCCCCUGCUCAUCCUCAGCUCCCAAUCCUACAGACACAGAUGGUGUCGGACGGCAUGACAGGCAGCAAUCCUGUGUCCCCUGCCUCAUCUAGUUCCCCAGCUUCUAGUGGGGCAGGUGGCAUCUCUCCCCAGCACAUAGCUCAAGAUUCCUCUCUGGAUGGACCUCCAGGCCCACCAGAUGGUGCCACAGUUCCUCUGGAGGGGUUCAGCUUACCCCAGUCUGCUGACCUGGUCAACAAGGGCCCAAAGUGGGAGAAGAGCCAUGCAGAAAUCGCAGAGCAGGCCAAACAUGAAGCUGAAAUUGAGACUCGGAUUGCUGAACUUCGGAAGGAAGGAUUCUGGUCACUGAAGAGGCUACCUAAAGUGCCAGAACCUCCCCGCCCUAAAGGCCACUGGGACUAUCUGUGUGAAGAGAUGCAGUGGCUCUCUGCUGACUUUGCUCAGGAGCGCAGAUGGAAACGAGGUGUGGCUCGUAAGGUGGUGCGUAUGGUGAUCCGGCACCAUGAAGAACAGCGUCAAAAAGAGGAAAGAGCUCGGAGGGAAGAACAGGCCAAGCUACGCCGAAUUGCCUCCACCAUGGCCAAGGAUGUCAGGCAGUUCUGGAGCAAUGUGGAGAAGGUGGUACAGUUCAAACAGCAGUCCCGGCUUGAAGAAAAGCGCAAAAAAGCCUUGGACCUACACUUGGACUUCAUUGUGGGACAAACUGAGAAGUACUCAGACCUUUUAUCUCAGAGCCUUAACCAGCCACUAGCCUCCAGCAAAGCUGGCUCCUCCCCUUGCCUUGGCUCUUCUUCUGCAGCAUCCAGUCCUCCACCUCCUGCAUCUCAGCUGGAUGAUGAAGAUGGGGACUUCCAACCCCAAGAGGAAGAAGAAGAGGAUGAUGAGGAGACCAUAGAGGUUGAAGAACAGCAGGAAGGCAAUGAUGCAGAGACCCAGAGGCGUGAGAUUGAGCUGCUUCGACACGAGGGAGAACUGCCAUUGGAAGAGCUGCUCCGUUCUCUCCCCCCUCAGCUGCUAGGAGGACCUUCUAGCCCCUCUCCCACCCCCUCAUCUCAUGAUAGUGACACUCGUGAUGAGCCUGAAGAAAGUGUUGAAGAGGAACCAUCUCAGGUUUUGGAGGUAUAUACAGAAGAGGUUAAGCUCCCACCUUCCUCGGUCUCACAUUGCAACAAACAGAGUUGGCAUCCAGAUGAAGAUGAUGAAGAGUUUACUGCCAAUGAGGAUGAAGCGGAAGAUGAAGAGGAUACCAUAGCAGCUGAGGAACAGUUGGAAGGGGAAGUGGAUCAUGCCAUGGAGCUGAGCGAGUUGGCUCGAGAAGGUGAGCUUUCUGUGGAGGAGCUGCUGCAGCAGUAUGCAGGGGCUUAUGCCUCUGAUGCUUCUGCUCCAGGCUCUGGGAGUAGCGAAGAUGAUGAGGAGGAGGUUGAAGCCAACAGUUCUGGCUGUGAACCAGAAGAAGCAAGAGAGGCUGAAGAGGCAGCUGAAGAUGACUGUAGUGACCAGUCAGACUCUGCUGAGGAGCAGAGUGAGGAUGAGGAAGAUGAUCAUUCAGAGGAGGAAGAAACAAGUGGCAGUUCACAAUCAGAAGAAUCUGAGCCUGAUGAGUCAGAUGAUGCCCAGUCACAGAGGAGUGAAGCAGAUGAACAGGAGGAAGAUGAGGAAGAUGACGAUGAUUUUGGGGUGGAGUACUUGCUUGCUCGGGAUGAAGAAAGGAGUGAGGCAGAUGGGGGAAGUGGUCCUCCCACCCCAGGUCCCACCACCACUCUAGGCCCAAAGAAAGAAAUUACUGAUAUUGCUGCAGCAGCUGAAAGUCUCCAGCCCAAGGGUUAUACUUUGGCCACUACCCAGGUGAAGACACCUAUCCCUCUGCUCCUGCGGGGCCAGCUCCGAGAGUACCAACACAUUGGGCUUGAUUGGCUAGUUACAAUGUAUGAGAAGAAGCUGAAUGGCAUUCUUGCAGAUGAGAUGGGACUGGGGAAGACAAUACAGACCAUCUCUUUGCUUGCUCACUUGGCCUGUGAGAAAGGUAACUGGGGUCCCCAUUUAAUCAUUGUUCCCACCAGUGUGAUGUUGAACUGGGAGAUGGAGUUGAAACGUUGGUGCCCCAGCUUUAAAAUCCUCACUUACUAUGGAGCUCAGAAAGAGAGGAAGCUCAAGCGGCAGGGGUGGACCAAGCCCAAUGCUUUCCAUGUGUGUAUCACAUCUUACAAGCUGGUGCUGCAGGAUCAUCAGGCCUUCCGCCGCAAGAACUGGCGCUAUCUCAUUCUGGAUGAGGCUCAGAACAUCAAGAACUUCAAGUCCCAGCGUUGGCAGUCACUGCUCAACUUCAACAGCCAGAGGCGCCUGCUCCUGACAGGAACACCAUUGCAGAAUAGUCUCAUGGAGCUGUGGUCCUUGAUGCAUUUUUUGAUGCCUCAUGUCUUCCAGUCUCAUCGUGAGUUCAAGGAAUGGUUCUCUAACCCUCUAACUGGAAUGAUUGAGGGCAGCCAAGAAUAUAAUGAAGGUCUAGUCAAACGCCUCCACAAGGUUUUGCGUCCUUUUUUGCUACGCCGAGUUAAGGUGGAUGUUGAGAAGCAGAUGCCCAAAAAGUAUGAGCAUGUUAUCCGCUGCCGGCUCUCCAAGCGCCAACGCUGUCUCUAUGAUGACUUCAUGGCACAGACCACAACUAAGGAGACACUAGCCACAGGCCAUUUCAUGAGUGUCAUCAACAUUUUGAUGCAGUUGCGGAAAGUCUGCAAUCAUCCAAAUCUGUUUGACCCUCGACCUGUUACCUCCCCAUUCAUCACCCCAGGCAUCUGCUUCAGCACCGCCUCUCUGGUGCUAAGGGCCACUGAUGUUCACCCACUCCAGAGAAUAGACAUGGGUCGGUUUGAUCUUAUUGGCCUGGAGGGUCGUGUCUCUAGAUACGAGGCUGACACAUUUCUUCCCCGCCACCGCCUUUCUCGCCGCAUACUGCUAGAGAUAGCUACUGCUCCUGAUCCCCCACCUCGUCCCAAGCCAGUCAAGAUGAAGGUUAACAGGAUGCUGCAGCCAGUGCCCAAGCAAGAAGGUCGCACAGUGGUUGUAGUGAACAGCCCACGGACACCCCUUGGCCCUGUCUCAGUCCGCCCCACUCUAGGCCCCGAGUUCUCAGCCCAGCCCGCUCCUGGUCCAGUCCCCCCAGUGCUGCCUGCACCACUGAUGGUGUCAGCUUCACCUGCAGGACCCCCACUUGUUCCUGCAUCCCAGCCGCCUGGACCUGUUCUCUUGUCUCCCUUGCAACCAAAUAGUGGUCCUCUCCCCCAGGUGUUGCCAUCCCCUCUGGGAGUUCUGAGUGGGACCUCACGGCCUCCCACACCCACCCUGUCACUGAAGCCAGCCCCACCUGCCCCAGUUCGCCUGAGCCCAGCUCCACCUCCAGGCUCCUCUAGCCUGUUGAAGCCCCUCACAGUGCCACCAGGCUACACUUUUGCUCCUGCUCCUGCUGCUGCUGCCACCACUUCUACCACCAUAGCAACUGUUACCACCACAGCAGUGCCAGCUCCAACUUCUACACCACAGCGCCUCAUCUUAUCUCCUGAAAUGCAGGCCCGCCUGCCCUCUGGAGAAGUGGUCAGCAUCGGUCAGUUGGCCUCACUGGCACAACGUCCAGUGACUAGUGCUGGGGGAAGCAAACCUCUCACCUUCCAAAUCCAGGGCAACAAACUGACUUUGACUGGUGCCCAGGUGCGCCAACUUGCUGUGGGGCAGCCCCGCCCGCUGCAAAGGAAUGUGGUGCACCUGGUGUCAGCAGGGGGGCAGCACCACCUCAUCAGCCAGCCUGCCCAUGUGGCUCUCAUCCAGGCCGUGGCCCCGACCCCUGGCCCCACCCCUGUCUCUGUGCUGCCUUCUUCGACCCCCAGCACCACCCCUGCCCCCACUGGCCUCGGCCUUCCGCUUGCUGCUAACCAGGUGCCACCAUCCAUGGUGAAUAAUACAGGUGUGGUGAAGAUUGUAGUGAGACAGGCUCCCCGGGAUGGACUGACUCCUGUUCCACCAUUGGCACCAGCACCCCGGCCUCCAAGUUCUGGGCUUCCAGCUGUGUUGACUCCACGCCCUACAUUAACUUCCAGUCGACUAACCACACCUACUCUGGGUACUGCUCGUGCUCCCAUACCCACACCUGCUCUGGUGAGGCCCCUUCUCAAGCUGGUCCACAGUCCUUCGCCUGAAAUCAGUGCUUCAGCACCUGGCGCUUCUCCCAUGACCAUCUCUUCGUCUCUGCAUGUGCCGUCCUCACUCCCUGGGCCAGCCUCUUCUUCAAUGCCAGUUCACAGCUCUCCCCUUGCUAGUCCCAUGUCCUCUACAGUCUCGGUCUCUGUGUCAUCAUCACUUCCCAUUGUCCCUACCACAGUUCCUUCCUCAGCCUCUGCUCCACCUACCGUCCCCGUCUCAGCCCCCUUGCCUGUUUCAGCUUCAGGCCCAACUCUGUUGACCAGUGUGGCUCCAGCACUGACACCUGUUGUCUCAGCAGCAUCUGGACCACCUUUGGCAUCCACUGGGGUUUCCCCAUCUGUGUCAGCCUUGGCUCUAGGUUUGGCUACUGCUCCAGCCCUGUCCCCACCUCAGACAUCUGGUCAUUCUCUGUUGUUGGCUUCCACAUCUUCACAUGUUCCAGGAUUGAACUCAGCUGUGGCCCCAGCGUGCUCACCUGUCCUGGUGCCAGCUUCAGCUCUGGCCAGUCCUUUCCCUGCAGCACCAAAUCCAGCUCCAUCUCAGGCUUCCCUCCUGGCCCCAGCACCUUCUGCAUCUCAGGCAUUAGCCACCUCUCUGGCUCCGAUGGCAGCUUCACAGACAACAAUUCUGGGUCCUUCUCCGGCUCCUCCUCUGACACCACUUCCAGUUCUGGCUCCACCACUAAGUCCUAUUCCUGUCCUGGCUCCAUCUCAGAAUCCGCUUCCAGCUAUAGCUCCAUCAUCAAUGCCAGGAACCCCUUUACCCUUAUCAUCACUGGUACCAACUCCAACUCCUGUAUUGGCUGCAUCAUCAACUCAAACUAUGGUACCAACUGCAGUUCCAUCACCUCUUUCAAGCCUGGCUUCUACACAGACGUUGACCCUAACCCCGACUUUAGCACCCGCUCUUGGUGGAUUGUCACCAUCUCAGACACAUUCUGUGGGAGGAGGAAGUCCUCAGGGGCCCUUUUCAACUCAGACUUUGUCAUUGACUCCAGCAUCAUCCUUGGUAUCAACUCCAGCGCAGACACUGUCUUUGGCACCAGGAGCAUCACUGGGUCCAACUCAGACACUGUCUCUGGCUCCAAGUUCACCAGUAGCCCCUGCUCCAGCUCACACAUUGACUUUGGCUCCAGCAUCAUCAUCUGCUUCACUCCUGGCCCCACCUUCAGUGCAAACACUGACCUUGAGCCCUGCUCCAGUUCCUAUACCUGCUCUGGGUCCAGCAGCUGCUCAGACCUUAGCACUGGCUCCAGCGUUAACACAGGCUCCAGCUUCCCCGGCAUCUUCCCUUGUUUCUACUCCUGGUACCACUUCCUUGCCUGUCACCGUGGUAAACCGGCUGCCAGUUCCCAAGGAUGAGCCUGAGACACUGACAUUGCGGUCUGGUCCUCCCAGCCCUCUUUCCACUGCUACCUCGUUCAGUGGCCCCCGACCUCGACGCCAGCCCCCACCACCACCUCGUUCCCCAUUCUAUCUGGACUCUCUGGAAGAAAAGCGGAAGCGACAACGAUCUGAACGCCUGGAACGGAUUUUUCAACUUAGUGAGGCUCAUGGGGCCCUGGCACCUGUGUAUGGGACUGAAGUCCUGGAUUUCUGUACCCUGCCCCAACCUGUUGCCAGCCCCAUCGGCCCUCAUUCUCCUGGUCCCAGCCACCCCACCUUUUGGACUUAUACCGAGGCUGCCCACCGGGCUGUAUUGUUUCCCCAGCAACGACUAGACCAGCUGUCAGAAAUCAUUGAGAGAUUCAUCUUUGUCAUGCCUCCUGUGGAGGCACCUCCCCCUUCCCUGCAUGCCUGCCACCCACCUCCUUGGCUGGCCCCUCAUCAGACAGCCUUCCAAGAGCAAUUGGCCUGUGAGCUCUGGCCCCGCGCUCGUCCUUUGCACCGUAUUGUGUGUAAUAUGCGCACCCAGUUCCCUGACUUGAGACUCAUCCAGUAUGAUUGUGGAAAGUUGCAGACAUUGGCAGUGCUAUUGCGACAGCUCAAGGCAGAGGGCCACCGGGUGCUCAUUUUCACCCAGAUGACCCGAAUGCUGGAUGUAUUGGAGCAGUUUCUCACCUACCAUGGCCACCUAUAUUUGCGUCUGGAUGGCUCUACUAGAGUUGAACAGAGACAGGCCUUGAUGGAACGCUUCAAUGCAGAUAAACGCAUAUUCUGCUUCAUCCUUUCAACUCGAAGUGGAGGUGUGGGUGUGAACCUGACAGGAGCAGACACUGUUGUUUUUUAUGACAGUGACUGGAAUCCUACCAUGGAUGCUCAGGCCCAGGAUCGCUGUCAUCGAAUUGGCCAGACUCGAGAUGUCCACAUCUAUAGGCUGAUCAGUGAACGUACAGUAGAGGAAAACAUUCUUAAAAAGGCAAAUCAGAAGAGAAUGUUGGGAGACAUGGCCAUUGAGGGAGGCAACUUCACUACAGCCUAUUUUAAGCAGCAAACCAUCCGAGAGCUGUUUGAUAUGCCUCUGGAGGAGCCAUCUGGCUCGUCUGUACCUUCUGCUCCUGAGGAGGAAGAGGAGACUGUGGCCAGCAAGCAGACUCAUAUUUUGGAGCAGGCAUUGUGUCGAGCCGAAGAUGAAGAGGAUAUCCGUGCAGCCACCCAGGCCAAAGCUGAACAAGUGGCUGAGCUUGCAGAAUUUAAUGAGAAUGAUGCUGGUGAGGGAGAGGAAACUAGUCGGCCUGGGGCUGAGGAUGAGGAGAUGUCUCGGGCUGAACAGGAGAUUGCUGCUCUUGUGGAACAGCUGACUCCCAUUGAGCGCUAUGCCAUGAAAUUCCUAGAAGCUUCAUUGGAAGAAAUAAGCCGAGAGGAACUCAAGCAGGCAGAAGAACAAGUAGAAGCUGCCCGAAAAGACCUGGACCAAGCCAAGGAGGAGGUGUUUCGCCUACCCCAGGAGGAGGAAGAAGGGCCAGGGGCUGGGGAUGAGAUGUCCUGUGGGACUAGUGGAGGCACCCAUCGGCGCAGUAAGAAAGUCAAGCCUCCUGAAAGGCCAGGGACUCGUGUCAGUGAGCGUCUUCGUGGAGCCCGGGCUGAGACUCAAGGGACAAACCACACUCCUGUCACAUCUACCCAUCAUACCUGCAAUACCAUGCCCCCUCGAUGUAGCCCUGUGAGGGAGCGAAUUCCUAGGCCGGUGCCUAGGCCUCGACCUGAUCCUGUUCCUGCUCCUGCUCCUGCUCCUGCCCCUGCCCCUGCUUCACCUCCUGCCCCAGCACCAGCCUCUAUACCCAUUUCAGCCCCAAAUCCAGUAACCAUUCUUCCUGUCCAUAGCUUGCCUACUCCCCCACUUCUGCCUCAACUUCCUCGUUCUCCUGCCUGUACACCACCCCCCUGUGACCCUCUAUCUGCUUGUACCCCCUCACCAGCUCAGACUGCUCUCUUAACCUCUUCCUCACCAGUCCUGCUUGAUUCCCUUUCUGUUCCUAUCUCUCCUUCAGUCACCAACCUCCCCUUGGACUUGAGGCCUGAGGUAGAACUGUGUGCACAAGAGUUGGCAACUAUGGAGUCUCUGGAGCUUCCCAGAAUGACCAGUUCUGAGGCUUCCCUGCUUGUUCCUCCAAAGGAUCUUAGGCCAGUAGCUGUUGAUAUCCUGCCUGAGUCAGAGAAGUCUCUUCCUCUUCUCUCUUCUGCGCCCAGCCCGACCCUGGAGCCUAGCAGUGUCCCUAAUGGUCAAGAGCAGGAAGUGCCAGAUCCUGUGGAGGGGGCCAACCUCACACUGCUGCCUGGUAGUGAGGAGUUGCCCAUGGGUCUGAGUGAGAGCAGUGAGCUGGAACUCCCACCUUCGGCAGCAUCUGAUGAGCCACUUCAGGACCUGUUGGAGACUGACAGGAACUUGGAAGAGAUGGGAGAGGUUCAGACCCCAAUCUCUAACCCAGAAAAGCCACAAGAACUUGUUACAGCUGAGGUUACAGCCCACUCAACCUCUUCUUCUGCCACCUCCUCUCCUGAGGGUCCUUUGCCUGCUCGGCCCCCACGGCGUCGUACAAGUGCUGAUGUAGAAAUUAGGGGUCAGGGGUCUGGCAGACCAGGACAACCUCCAGGCCCCAAAGUACUUCGGAAGCUUCCAGGACGGCUAGUAACUGUGGUGGAGGAAAAAGAACUUGUGAGGCGGCGGCGGCAACAUCGGGGAGCUGCCAGCACCCUAGUACCUGGGGCCUCUGAAGCUAGCGCCAGCCCAGGAAGCCCAUCGACCCGCAGCGCAUCAGGGCCAGAAUCCUCACCUCCCAGCAGUGGGCCCUGUGAAGCUGCUACUUCAUCCUCACUGCCCAUCCCAACCCAGCAGCCCUUCAUAGCUCGUCAUCACAUUGAGCUGGGGAUGACUGGUGGGGACAGCCCAGAGAAUGGAGAAGGGGCAGUGCUUGCCAUCACUCCACCUGCUGUGAAACGUCGGAGGGGAAGGCCCCCCAAGAAGAACCGGUCUCCAGCAGAUGCUAGGAGAGGGGUGGAUGAGGCACCCUCAUCCACCUCUAAGGGGAAAACCAAUGGGGUUGACCCAGUCCCUGGGGCUGAGCCAGUAAUUCUUGCAGAGCCUGUCCUAGAACCCCAUUUUAUUCCUGGGCCCCAGCCUCUUGGACCCCAGCCAAUUCACAGACCAGAGCCCAUCAUCCUAUCACCUGUGGAGAAAAGGAGGCGUGGGCGCCCCCCUAAAGCACGGGAUUUGUCCAUUCCCCGGACCUCUCCAGGGGAUGGCGACUCAGAGAGUCGGACACAGCCACUCCCUUUCCCAGUACCCCUGACACCAGUUCCACCACUCCUACCCUGUCCCACUGCUGUCGCCAACACUGUCACCACUGUCAGCAUUUCAACAUCCCCACCUAAGCGGAAGCGGGGCCGACCCCCCAAGAAUCCACCUUCACCUCGGCCCAGCCAGCUUCCUGUCUUGGACCCUGACAACUCUUCUGUUUUUGAGAGCUGUGGACUGGGGAGACGGAGGCAACCCCUGGGCCAAGGGGAGAGUGAAGGCAGUUCCUCUGAUGAGGAUGGAAGCCGCCCUCUCACCCGCCUGGCCCGCCUACGUCUGGAAGCGGAGGGCAUUCGGGGACGAAAGAAUGAAGGGUCCAUGGUGGUGGCUGUAAUCCAGGAUGACCUGGAUUUAGCAGAUAGUGGGCCAAGUGGGUUAGAACUGACACCACCUGUGGUUUCGUUAACCCCCAAAUUGCGUUCAACCCGUCUGCGGCCAGGGUCUCUAGUCCCCCCACUAGAAACUGAGAAGAUGCCUCGCAAAAGGUCAGGAGCUCCAGUUGGUGGGAGUUCAGGGAUGGCAAAGCGGGGCCGCCUGCAGCCCCCAAGUCCCCUGGGGCCUGAGGGUUCAGUAGAGGAAUCGGAGGCUGAGGCCUCAGGUGAAGAGGAGGAAGGAGAUGGAACCCCACGCCGCCGAAUUGGUCCCCGCAGGCUCGUUGGGACCUCCAACCAAGGGGACCAGCGUAUCCUGCGUAGCAGUGCUCCUCCCCACCUGUGUGGCCCUACCAUUAGUCACAGAGGCCGAAAGGCCAAGACGUGA
Molecule: messenger RNA, 11832 nt
Organism: Nannospalax galili (Upper Galilee mountains blind mole rat)
Lineage: Eukaryota; Metazoa; Chordata; Mammalia; Rodentia; Spalacidae
Gene: Srcap
Product: Snf2 related CREBBP activator protein
Exons: 34
Coding region: 2134-11832 (3232 amino acids)
Cellular component (GO): Swr1 complex
Molecular function (GO): ATP hydrolysis activity; ATP-dependent chromatin remodeler activity; ATP binding
Source: RefSeq, a predicted model, not a curated record